AUGGUCCCAACGACACCGGAGUUCCGGUUGCACCUUCUGCCAAUGGAGGAGGAGUUGAAGCGCUAUGUGUCCGUGGACUUGCGCGUCAAGUUCACAAAAACAUACCCACGAACGAUACCGGACUUAAAGAUCGAAAACCCCAGAGGCCUCUCAGAAGCACAGGUCCAGGAACUUUCGAAAUUGGUCCCUGCUCGCGCAAAGACUCUACUCGGCCAGGAAAUGAUAUAUCUGCUCGCAGAGUAUGUGCAAGAGUACAUCACCCAAAACAACUCCAGCAUGUUCAUCAAGCACUCCAGUUUCCACGAGCAAAUGCUUCAACGCGUCGAAAAGACGACCAAGGACGAGCAAGAACGAGCAAUGGAGGCAAUGACUAAACAACAGGAACUGGAACUCGAGGCCAAACUGGACGCCGACCGGACGCUCGACAAAAAGAUUCGGGAGGACCUGCUCCGAAAAGAAGAGAAAAUCAAGCAAGAAAAGAAGCGUCAGAGGGAGCUAAUGUCCAAACAACAGGAGCAGUAUGGCGGAGACUAUCUGGAGGGUAAUCGAAGCGGCUCCGGAGGGGGAUCCGGAUACGGUCUAGACGCUGUCACUGUCAACUUUGAAAUGCCCAUCAUGCUCUCCCCCGACGAUUCACAGGCUCCGGCUUUUAGAUCAGUCAUCCGGGGCUCGUGUCUCUCUCGUGGACUCCUCAGCUCGACGUAUUCGGCAUUACCAGCAAACUAUACUGCUCGACCUCAUUCAUCUGCCGACGUCCCUUUCUUGCUCCUCAAGACCUUCGACAUCACAGCGGCACAUUACAGCACUCACCUUGGGAAGAAGAAACUCCAGGACGUGGAAAAGGAACUGUCGAGGCUCAAGCUACUUCGUCAUCACCACCUUGUGUCCAUCCUGGAAUCACGCCUGGAGAGGACUUCGACAGGAUGGAAUCUCCAUGUGCUUACCGACGGAAGUUCCGCCAACAUGACCUCCCUCGAGUCCUUCAUCAACAUUGCCGGCAGUGUCAAGUUGGCCAUGACCAGGAGAUAUCUCAAGGAGCUCUUGCAGGCCAUCGUCUUCCUUCACGCAAACAACGUCAUCCACAAGGAUAUUCGACUGUCCAACAUUGUCCUGGACCCUAACGGAAACAUCAAACUGGAUAAUCCCAGCUUCCACCGCCGUUUACUGGACAUGCACAAGAUCUUCACUUUCAACAACGAUGCUGGCCAGGAGGUGUCGCGUGCGUGGCCAUCACCCGACCCACAAGAGGCGUCCAUUGUCUACACGCGAAAACACGACAUUUGGUGCCUGGGACAAGUUCUUGUUGAAAUGCUCUGGGGCAACGACGUGACGCGGUCGUUUUCGACACCUGCAUUAUUCUUGGAAAGCGUAGAGCCCAACAUUCACAAGCUGACUAAGGAUAUCCUCUUCAGGAUGUUCGAUAUGGAUGCCAAGAAGAGACCAACUGCGGCAGAACUGCUGAACGAUCCAUUCCUUGGAGACGCAGCUGAUACGGACGACACAUUCAAUAAGUUCCAUAUGUACAAUGAUACCGAGGACAACUCCAAGUUGGGCGUUCGCCGUUCGCAUCCUCCUUCGGCAAUCAACAUACUGCCUCCUCGAGUUGGACGGGAGUCAUCCAGACUGGACGACAUGUAUGUCGACGACUCUGUGAACCAGCUCAACACAUCGCCCACAACUGGCAACAAUCUGUACUCGAGGUACAAGAGCGACUUUGAGGAGAUUGAAUUCUUGGGACGCGGUGGUUUCGGAGAGGUCGUGAAGGCAAGGAACAAACUGGAUGGGCGAUUCUAUGCCAUCAAGAAGAUCAAACUGGACCCCAAGGACAAUGUCACAAACCGCAAGAUUCUCCGUGAAGUCACCACCCUCUCAAGGCGAUUUGUGGUGCGUUACUUCACGACAUGGUUUGAGGAUGACAACAGUGGCGCAUGGAGCAAGAACAAGUCGAACUCAGAGGACGACUCAGAGGACGACGACUCGGAUGAGGGUUCGGACGAGGACGACGAAGACAUGUCAUCAUAUGACACCUCGAACAGGAUGGUCAAGGACUUGAAAUACGACUUUCUUUCGGAGGCGUCAGAUAAUCGCAACCGUAGCUACCCCAACGUCCACUUCGGUCGGUCUAGGGACAUUUCCCGACGCGACGAGAGCUCUUUUGGCAUGAACGGUUUGGCGCUCGACAGCUCAGAGGAAUCGUCUGAGUCGGGAUCGGAAUCAGGAUCGGAGAGCGAGUACGACACUGAGUCCGAGUCUGACGAUGAUUCAGUUUCUGACAAUGGAAUUCGAUUCGAGUCCGAGGCGACCGAUGGCACAGCGAGCGACCCAAGGGCCAGGAUCAAGGCUGCACCUGAAAAGAAGAAACGCCGAGCCGUGAAGCCCUCAAGGACACUUUACAUCCAGAUGGAGUACUGCGAGAGACAAACACUGAAGGACCUGAUCGACAUUGGCGUGGACCCUGAGGACGGCUGGCGGUUGUUUCGACAGAUUCUGGAAGGUCUUGUCCAUAUCCAUUCACAGGGCAUGAUCCAUCGAGAUUUGAAGCCUGUCAAUAUUUUCCUGGACGCCAAUGGUGAUGUCAAGAUUGGAGAUUUCGGACUUGCCACAAGCAACUCUCAGCUAGUGAGCGACCUCAAGACCCAGAACCAGGCUGUCACGGAGACGAUUCUUAUGAGCCGGAGCACCAGUUACGAUCGCGCUCACGAUGAUGGCCUUUCUCUCACCACGGGCGUCGGAACGGUGUUUUACGUCAGUCCAGAAGUCCUGCAUGGAGCUAUCAAUGGCGUGCGGUACAACUCCAAGGCGGAUAUGUACUCUCUUGGAAUCAUUUUCUUUGAGAUGUGCUUCCCCUUGUCGACAGGCAUGGAGCGCGCCAUGACCCUUCGCAACCUCCAACAGCCCGAGAUCAUCUUCCCCAAGGAAUUCCCCAUGGACAAAAUGGCGACGCAGGCACAGGUCAUCCGAGCUCUUUUGAACCACAAUCUCAAGGAACGCCCCAACAGUCUGGAAUUGCUACAGAGCGACUUGCUGCCACCCAAAAUGGAGGACGAGUAUAUCCAAGAGUGUGUUCGCACAAUCGCCAACCCCAAUACUCCUUACUACCACCGCCUCAUGUCAGCACUAUUUGCACAAAACGCAGACAAACACAAGGACUACACCUACGAUUUCAACUCGGAGAAUAAGCCCUACGACCCAUUUUUUGCAAUGUUCUACGGCAAGGUCCGCGCCCAGAUGAUCAGCGUCUUCAGGUGCCAUGGCGCUGUGGAGCUCGGGACGCCACUUUUGACACCCAAGAGUGACCUUCACGAUACCGACAAAAAGUCUGUGGCGCUGAUGGACUCGACUGGAGGAUUGGUUCAGCUUCCGUACGACUUGACGAUGCCUUUUGCGCGGUUCAUCUGCAGGAACGGGAUUACUCAGCUCAAGCGCUUCUGCUUUGGACGGGUCUACCGCGAGAACACCGUUGGCGGGCAACCCCAGAUCGUUAACGAGGUCGACUUUGAUAUUGUCCACAACACCCUGAACCCCAUGGUGACGGACGCCGAGAUGAUCAAGGUGGUCGAUGAGCUGUUGGAGGAGUUCCCGCCCUUCAAAUCGACCAACGGCGUGUUCUUCCUGGUCAAUCACACUCAAGUUGUAGAGGCGAUUUUCGACAAUUGCCGUAUACCUUCAGAGAUUCGACCUGGGGUCUACACAAUCCUCGGUCAACUGGGGCGCCAGUAUCAGCAUAUGUCGCAGGUCAGGAACCAUCUUAUGUCGGUCUAUCAUCUCCCGCGCAGUGUACUGGAUGAACUGGAACUGUUUGACAGGAAGGGCGAUUUUGAGACAGUGGUCAAGGCUUUAGAGGAGUUGGUCUCUGCAGAGCCCAUGAAGACAAAGCUGAAGGAUGCCCUUGGCGAGCUUCGACUGCUGAUGAUGUACUGCAAGACCCUGGGGGUCCGCCACAAGAUUGUCUUUAGCCCCUUACUCAUGUACAACAACCAGUACUACAAGGGCGGGAUGAUGUUCCAGGCGGUGGAUGACGCCAAACGGAAGAAUAUCCUCGCAGCCGGAGGACGCUACGACUCGCUGAUCCAACAGUUUCGACACCCCGUCAUUGGUGGGCCUCAUCGCAAGGUCUUCGCCGUGGGAGUCAAUAUUGCGAUGCAAAAGAUCAUUGGAGCAAUGUCGCAGUAUCAGUCGGAACACUUUCGGUACUUUGUCGCCAGCAACAAGAGCCGAGGAACUUCGAACGGCGGCGCCGGCUCUGGACAUGACGACGAGAAGUCAUUUGGGCUUUGGGCUCCCAAGCGUUGCGAUGUGUAUGUGGCGAGCUUUGGAAAGGUUCUUUUGCAGGAACGACUCGAGUUGGUUAAGGAGCUGUGGGCGCAUGGGAUCAAGGCCGACUACAUGCUCGAGGACGGAACGGACCUGACUCCAGAAACUUUGGUGACGACAUGCAAGCACCAGUGCAUCAACUGGAUUGUGAUCCUGAAGAACAAGAACCAACAGGAUUCUCACCAGCGAAUGAACAGGGAUAUGAUGGGCAUGGUCAAGGUCAAGAAUGUGCUACGCAAGACGGAGGAGGAAGUUCUACGGUCGGAGCUCUGCAUUCUUUUAAAGGCGGAGAUUGCUGAGCAGACGAGACUCGACCACAUGGUUGCCGCCAGUGUUGGAUCCGGAGGCGGACUCAAGUCGCGGAAGUUUAUCGACAUGACGAGCGGGCAUCAUCAUCACCAUCACACGCUGGAGACGACAGCCGGAUCUGGUGGAGCGCGACACGGACAUGAUCACCACCACAACUCGUCGGGAGAGUCGCCUCAGAUCCAGCCCGACUUUAAUGUCAACGUGGUCAGUUCAUCCAGGAACCGGCUGAAGCACAAGCAGAAAACAAUGCUCAUCGACAAAGCGAUCAACAACUUGGUGGGGGUGACCAAGAGCUUGGCCAAUGCGACGGUUCCAGUACUGGCUGUGGAUCUGUCAAAGGACAACAUCCGUAAGCUGGCGCAGUGCAAUGUGGCGGAGGAUGAGAGCUUCAGGAAGAAUGUACUCGAUCAGUUGAGCCCAUCUCAACGCGAUUACUGCAUCACGAUCCGAGAAGCAAUGCUCAAGGUCCGGCAGGAGGAGGGUGGGCAGAAGCAUCUUUGGCUUUAUUCUCACCGAGAUGAUUUUUCAAUCCUGUAUCAUUUCUGGUCAUAG
This is a messenger RNA of Linnemannia hyalina, 5175 nucleotides long. NCBI's taxonomy places the organism in Eukaryota, Fungi, Mortierellomycota, Mortierellomycetes, Mortierellales, Mortierellaceae. The record is from the annotation of a GenBank genome assembly.